AUGUCGGCAACGGGAGACAAAGGAGACGCGCAGUCGGUCAAUCAGAGUGAAGUGGGCAGCAUGGCCGCGGUCGACCUUGACGUGGCAGAGGGAUUGGGAUUGGGGUCGGACCAAGUCCCUCACGACAUCAAUGGCUUCAGCAUCCUCUCGUUGGGGUUCAACAUCUGCAACAGUUGGGUGGGAAUGGCAUCCAGCCUGGCCAUCGGCAUCACACAGGGCGGCACAGUCACGGUUCUGUAUGGGGCCAUCCUGACCACCAUCGUCUAUCUGGCCACUGCAGCAACCCUGGCCGAGCUCUCGGCGGUAUACCCUACCGCAGGUGGACAGUACCACUUCACAUCACUGCUCGCCCCAGCCAGAUUCAGCAAAGGUCUCUCCUACGCCUGUGGAGUGAUCGCGGCCUUCUCCUGGGUAUCAUUGAGUGCCGCGGUCGCCAUCUUGAAUGCUCAAUGGAUCAUCGCGGUUGCCGUCAUUUGGAAUCCAGGCUACCUUCCUCAUACCUGGCACUAUUUCCUCAUCUACCAGAUGCUGUCUUUCGUCCUGCUUCUCUCCAACAUCUUUGUCGUCAAACGGGCACCUUGGAUGCAUGAUAUCGGAUUCUAUUUGACCUUGACCAGCUUCUUCGUCAUAUUGGUCACCUGUGUGUCCCGAUCCGAUCCCAAGCAGUCAAACGAAUUUGUCUGGACGACUUGGAUCAAUGCCACUGGCUGGCCAGAUGGCAUCUGUUUUCUGACCGGCUUGGUCAAUCCGGCCUUCAUGUACGCCGGCUUGGACGCCGCUCUACACCUUGCCGAAGAAUGCACUCGACCGGAACGAACCGUUCCCAAGGCGGUCAUGUCGAGCGUUGUCAUUGGCUUUGUCACGGCCUUCUCAUUCGCCGUGGCCAUGCUCUACUCUCUCAGCGAUUUUGAUGCCGUUCUGGCCACUGCGACCGGGAUGCCAAUCGUCGAGAUCUUUCUCCAAGCCACUCGCUCCAAGGCAGCGACCACGGCGUUUGCCAUCAUGUCCUUGUGCAUAGGGUUCUUCUGCCUCAACGCCAUUCAACAGACCUCUUCGCGCCUCACGUGGGCCCUCGCCCGGGACAAUGCCUUCAGCUUCUCUCAUGUCAUCUCGCGCAUCCAUCCGACCCUACAUGUCCCCGUGUGGGCUCUGCUGGCAAACUAUGUCGUCAUUUUUUGCUGUGGCUGUAUAUAUAUGGCAUCAACAACAGCCUUCAAUGCCCUGGUUGGAAUCGGCAUCAUCCUACAACAGGCGUCAUUCGCCUUCCCCGCCGCCUUGCUACUGUACAACCACCGAUCCACCAAGUUCCUCCCAACCACCGCUCCAUUCCGCCUCCCUACACUGAUUGGGUGGACUGCGAAUAUUCUCGUGGUCAUCUCGUCCAUCUUCUGGACCAUCUUCUUCCACUUUCCCGUCACGCUCCCUGUGAAGAGUUCCAAUAUGAGUGUGAUUAACUGGUUCAUUCACGCCGGGAAACACUAUCGUGGCCCUCGAAUUGAAUUUGGGGCGGCUUGA
Molecule: messenger RNA, 1515 nt
Organism: Capronia epimyces CBS 606.96
Lineage: Eukaryota; Fungi; Ascomycota; Eurotiomycetes; Chaetothyriales; Herpotrichiellaceae
Exons: 6
Coding region: 1-1515 (504 amino acids)
Biological process (GO): transmembrane transport
Cellular component (GO): membrane
Molecular function (GO): transmembrane transporter activity
Source: RefSeq, a predicted model, not a curated record